Diachasma alloeum is the source of this 779-nucleotide messenger RNA. Its product is annotated as immunoglobulin domain-containing protein oig-4. Gene Ontology annotation, molecular function: cell adhesion molecule binding. The record is from RefSeq and is a predicted model, not a curated record. The coding region runs from base 50 to 613 and encodes 187 amino acids. Lineage: Eukaryota; Metazoa; Arthropoda; Insecta; Hymenoptera; Braconidae. Gene Ontology annotation, biological process: cell-cell adhesion. The transcript has 4 exons. Gene Ontology annotation, cellular component: cell-cell junction.
AUAAGUCGGUAAUGGAUAGGAUAGGGCAAAUUAGGGGAGUAAUGACUAGAUGUCCGAGCCGUUAUUCACGUUCAUAGUUGGCCGCGGUCUGGUAUUUUUAAAUUUCGUGUUGAUCCCGUUGCGUCAAGUGACAAUGAAGGCUCUUAAGGUGUUGUUUCUUGCAAUUUUAAUGAUCAAUUUUUUCGAAAUCUCGGCGAGAAGGGGCCGAGCAAGGAGCCGGAGCAAAUCUAGAGUGCAAAUUGGAUUACCAAUCACCGGGAAAUACAGAGAUCCAGAGAGUGAUCAGUAUUACAAUAAUAAUAAUGGAGCUAAAAUCCUGUUGGCAUCACAUUUCGAUCUUGAAUAUGUCCUGGGACACAAAAUAGCUUUUCUCUGUGUUGCUAGAGGCUCACCACGACCUCACAUCACCUGGUUUAAGGAUGGAGCGGAAAUCUACAGCCAUCUGUACCUUCACGUUCACGAGUGGCAAGUACGGAAUGACACCGUCAAAUCAAAACUAGAAAUCGACCCGGCUACACAAAUGGACGCUGGAGUCUACGAGUGCACUGCUGAUAACAUGUACAGCAUUGAUAGAAGAUCUUUCAAAACCGAUUUUUCUAUUGCUUUCGACUAACAGUCUUUAGCCUUUUUUUCUCAGACGAAAUUUUCAAGAUUUACAGUCAACCAUGCAGCCUCAACUUUACUACGGCUUUGUCCAACUUUGAAUUCACGUCAAAUUUUAUAGAAUAGUAAAGUAUUGUGACAAAAUAAAUGCAUUAUAUGAGAAUUGACUAUAUGAA